Molecule: messenger RNA, 3147 nt
Organism: Oryctolagus cuniculus (rabbit)
Lineage: Eukaryota; Metazoa; Chordata; Mammalia; Lagomorpha; Leporidae
Gene: DRD2
Product: dopamine receptor D2
Biological process (GO): adenylate cyclase-inhibiting dopamine receptor signaling pathway; negative regulation of cytosolic calcium ion concentration; negative regulation of synaptic transmission, glutamatergic
Cellular component (GO): plasma membrane; presynaptic membrane; glutamatergic synapse
Molecular function (GO): G protein-coupled receptor activity; dopamine neurotransmitter receptor activity, coupled via Gi/Go
Source: RefSeq, a predicted model, not a curated record
CCGCGAAGCUGUCCAGCCUCAGUGCCGGAACCGGCCGCCUCCCGCGCGCCGUGCCGCGCCGCCUCCGCGCCUCGUCCCCGUGCAGCCCGCCGCCCGCUCGCCGGCCCCUCCCCGCCCCGCCGCGGCCCGUCCACUGCUCCUCGCGGGCCCGAGCCGGCCGAGCGGCUGCCCGCCGGGGCUCUGCACGGCGCGGCGGGGCCGGGACCAGGCGCCCGCCAAGGAGAGCGGCGGUCCAGGACGGCUGCCGGAGGGGCAGCCGCGCGUGGAUGCAGCGGGCGCCAGGAGCCUCGCGCAGCCGGUGCCGUCUCUGCCCCCGGGCGCCCUAUGGCUUGAAGAGCCUGGCCAUCCAGUGGCCCCGCCGCCCCGAUGGAUCCCCUCAAUCUGUCCUGGUACGAUGAGGAUCUGGAGAGGCAGAACUGGAGCCGGCCCUUGAACGGGUCAGAAGGAAGAGGGGACAGGCCCCACUACAACUACUACGCCAUGCUGCUCACGCUGCUCAUCUUCGUCAUCGUCUUCGGCAACGUGCUCGUGUGCAUGGCCGUGUCCCGCGAGAAGGCGCUGCAGACCACCACCAACUACCUGAUCGUCAGCCUUGCCGUGGCCGACCUCCUCGUCGCCACGCUCGUCAUGCCCUGGGUUGUCUACCUGGAGGUGGUGGGCGAGUGGAAAUUCAGCAGGGUUCACUGUGACAUCUUCGUCACGCUGGAUGUCAUGAUGUGCACAGCAAGCAUCCUGAACCUGUGUGCCAUCAGCAUCGACAGGUACACAGCUGUGGCCAUGCCUAUGCUGUACAACACACGCUACAGCUCUAAGCGCCGAGUCACCGUCAUGAUCGCUAUCGUUUGGGUCCUGUCCCUCACCAUCUCCUGUCCGCUGCUCUUUGGCCUCAACAAAACGGACCAGAAUGAGUGCAUCAUCGCCAACCCCGCCUUCGUGGUCUACUCCUCCAUCGUCUCCUUCUAUGUGCCCUUCAUCGUCACCCUGCUCGUCUACAUCAAGAUCUACAUCGUCCUGCGCAAGCGCCGUAAGAGGGUCAACACCAAGCGCAGCAGCCGAGCCUUCAGGGCCAACCUGAGGGCCCCGCUCAAGGGCAACUGUACCCACCCCGAGGACAGGACACUCGGCACGGUUAUUAUGAAGUCUAAUGGGAGUUUCCCAGUGAACAGGCGGCGAGUGGAGGCUGCCCGCCGAGCCCAGGAGCUGGAAAUGGAGAUGCUGUCCAGCACCAGCCCACCCGAGAGGACCCGGUACAGCCCCAUCCCGCCCAGCCACCACCAGCUGACCCUCCCUGACCCGUCCCACCACGGCCUCCACAGCACCCCCGACAGCCCUGCCAAACCGGAGAAGAAUGGGCACGCCAAAGACCACCCCAAGAUUGCCAAGAUCUUUGAGAUCCAGACCAUGCCCAAUGGCAAAACGCGGACCUCGCUCAAGACCAUGAGCCGCAGAAAGCUCUCCCAGCAGAAGGAGAAGAAAGCCACCCAGAUGCUCGCCAUCGUUCUCGGCGUGUUCAUCAUCUGCUGGCUGCCCUUCUUCAUCACCCACAUCCUGAACAUACACUGUGACUGCAACAUCCCGCCCGUCCUGUACAGCGCCUUCACGUGGCUGGGCUACGUCAACAGCGCCGUGAACCCCAUCAUCUACACCACCUUCAACAUCGAGUUCCGCAAGGCCUUCAUGAAGAUCCUACACUGCUGAUCCUGCGCCCGCCUGCCCGGCAGCCUGCUCCCCCUGCCCAGGCUGCCAGGCCUCUUCCCUCCCCGCCGUGGGCAGGAAGGCCAGGGGUAGGCUCAGCCUUCUCCCCAUCCCGGCAGGCCCUGCAGUGUUAGCUUGGCUCCGUGCCCCUCUCUGCCCACAUGGCCCCCACCCUGCCAGGUAGGGCGAGGGGGCUGGGCCCCUGGCACAGGGGCAGCUCUUGGCAUCCUCCUACCACCGGUCCCCUGUUUCCUCGGCACCAAAGAUGCAGCCAUCUUCCUUGGCCUUCUCUGGGACUCCGGGGUCGCCGGGACGAGAGGCAGGGCUGCAGGGCUGCAGGGCUGAGUGCUGUGUGUUAUAGGGCCCAGCCUGGUCUGUGCAGGAGCAGGCGGUGGGGAGACAUGGACAGCUCACGCCCCACAAGGCGUACUCUGGGGAAGCAAGAGCUCUGCCAAGGCUCCAGGCAGCAGGAACCCUAGGGAAGCCCAAGCUGAAAUCAAGUCCCUGCCCCACCCCCUCGUAGCUGCCCUCACCUCGAGGGGCCCCACAAGGGUCUGUGGGGAGAGGAGCUCCUACUGAUGCUCUCUGCUACCCACUGACAGCCCUCAGAAACCCCCCUUCCCACAGCAAAUGCAGGGCAACUUGGGGCAGGCAGGGACUUGGACCUGGGACCCACGUGAGGGCCUGGGCUGGCGGCGUCUGAGGUUCACGGGGCUCCUGCCACACGCUGAUGCAAAACCACUCUCCUCCUGUGGCCCUUCCGGUUCCUUCUGGCCUCUUCUCUCCCCUUCCCUUCCCUUCCACUGCCUCUGCCUUAGAGGAGCCCACGGCUAAGAGGCUGCUGAACACAUUUGGCCUGGCCUGGCCCUGCCCUGAGGGAGGAGGAGGGGAGGCUGCAGCUUGGGGGGGAGCCCCGGGCCCCAGACUCUGUAACAUCACUACACAUGCACCAAACGAAUAAAACUUGGACCAGAGUCGCUCUCGACAGGGGUGCAGGGGCCGUGCUGCCGCAUCCUCAGCGUUCAGGCGUGGCCAGGUUCCUGUGUGCGGCAGGUGUCCCUGCGUCUCCAGGCCUCAGUGCUUCUGAAGGGCCAGUCCUUUGCCUCUCUGCCCCACCAGGCAGAGGUGGAAAAAGUAGCCCUGCAAGUGCCACUUUCCUGUGCCGGCUUUGUCCCUGUCGCGUCUUCUGUCUGCCGUCAGACCCCUUUGCUCUGGGGCCAGCUGGGGGAAGCAGGUGAGGCUGAGCGCUGUGGCCUGGGCAGCUCUUUCUGCUCUUGGCCUCCUGGCCACUCAGCAGCUGCAAGCCUCCUGGGCUCCAACGUGGAAGUGCCCAGACGGCAAGACUUGGGCUUUGUAAAGAUGAAACAUCAGUCGUCCACCUGGCGAAGCAGCGCCACUCCUGCCACCUUGAGAACAGCAGUGGUGACAAACAAGGUGGCGGCUCCCACGGGC